CGACGAAUUGCCAACUCCCGAGUUCAACGAGGCGGAGGCGGCGGUGGCGGCAGCGGAAGCGGAAACGCAAACGCAUGGAGGAGGCGGCAGAAAAUGAGAAUCGUCGGGCCCAAUCCCAGCGCGGCAGUGUCGUCAUCAGGCGGCGCUGGCGCAGCUGUGGUCCAGUGUCAAGAGUCGCCGAGUGGAAGGCGGGAGCGGCGUGCUACGGUUCCGGGCGUCCCGAGGAUGGUUCUGCGGCGGCUUCUCGCUGCCCUGCUGCACAGCCCGCAGCUGGUGGAGCGUCUGUCCGAGUCACGGCCCAUCCGGCGAGCCGCUCAGCUCACUGCCUUCGCACUGCUGCAGGCCCAGUUGCGCGGCCAGGACGCAGCCCGCCGCCUGCGGGGUCUCGCGGCUGGGCCUGCGGGCUCCUUGGGCCGCCGUGCGGCGCGAUUCUUAGACGCCUUCACCCAGGAGCUGCGCCGCGGCCUCCGGGACCGCCCGGGGCCACCACCAGGUAGCCAGAGGGGCCCGGGCGCAAACCCUUAAUCCGGACCUAGGUCGGUCCAAGGUCACCACCUUUCCCUUCUGGACUCUGCAUCUGUCUCGGCCUGGAGGAAUCAUCCUGGGCACCGCGUACGGCUUGGAAUCCUGACUCAGGUUGGUGGACUGCAGACGUCCCGCUCGUUAGAGCGGAGGCCAAACCAGCAUCCUCAGUGGAGUCCUGUGGUUGGACAGGGCCCACAGUGUGGAGGAAGACCCCGAAGCCGGACAGAUACCAAUAGGCUGGUCCUGGUACUGAAGCCAUGGACCAAACCACAGCCAGAAAAAGAGCCUGCCCUCUGCAAAUGGGACUGAAACUUGAUAGAUUCUGCUGACUCUCCAGUGGUAUAACUGAGCACUGAUUCCAGGGACAUUAUGGAUGGAAAGGCAACUCUGCGGCUGCCAAGAUCCUCUGAUUAAACGUGUGAGCUUAUUAA
Molecule: messenger RNA, 956 nt
Organism: Tupaia belangeri chinensis (Chinese tree shrew)
Lineage: Eukaryota; Metazoa; Chordata; Mammalia; Scandentia; Tupaiidae
Gene: NCBP2AS2
Product: NCBP2 antisense 2 (head to head)
Exons: 1
Coding region: 94-525 (143 amino acids)
Source: RefSeq, a predicted model, not a curated record